Molecule: messenger RNA, 3091 nt
Organism: Synchiropus splendidus (mandarinfish)
Lineage: Eukaryota; Metazoa; Chordata; Actinopteri; Syngnathiformes; Callionymidae
Gene: arhgap36
Product: Rho GTPase activating protein 36
Exons: 12
Coding region: 171-2348 (725 amino acids)
Biological process (GO): signal transduction
Source: RefSeq, a predicted model, not a curated record
UCUAUUUAGAGCGUUCAUCCAGACGCCAUAAUCCUCUUCUUACACUUUCUCCACCUGCUCUUCUCAUUUAACUAAUGACCCUUUUUCUUGUCGUCCUGCUCUGGUCACCUGUUUCCUUUUCUCCUUUCACUACUCUCUAGAGUGACUACAUUGUUGUCCAUCGUCCCUUGAUGCUGCAUUUCCCGGUUCCUCCACUUUCCACCCAUUUCUCGACCCUCAUGCCUCCACUCAUUCCUCUCUCCUCCCUCUGUCCAGUGUUUAUGUUCUCCAGCUCCUGGAAGUCCAAGUGCCGUGCUCCUCCUCCUCCUCCCUCCCUUAAUCUCACACAUUCCCUCACCCAGCCUGUCUCUCUGUCUCUCCUGCCGCUGGGAUGCCUUUGUGCGCCUGAAGCUGUUCUGGAUAUCAGGUCUGUGGAAUCGCCAGAGAAAUUCUGUAGCGGAGGAUUAACCCCGAGCCCAGGGGGACCAUACGUGGACCACCAUGUUGGGCCAGAGUGUGCGGCUGCAGCCGGUGCCCAUCCAGAGCCUGUCAGAGCUGGAGCGAGCCCGCCUGCAGGAAGUGGCCUUGUACCAUUUAGAGGAGAGAGACCUGGACUUCAAGAAAUCCGCAAAUGGAGAAAAUCACUGCGGCGGAAGUUUGACUCCUUCUCCAAAGAAAGAAAGGAACGUGAGUCAACCCCCAAGGCGUUUGGCAUCCCGCUCUCCCAGGUCAUCUCCAACGACCGGGCCUUCAAGCGACGGCAGGACGCCCUGAGGGAGAGCAGGCGCGACUGCUUGGAGCUGGAGUCUAGCAUCCAGAGGUUCAGAGCCGAGAAGCGGCAGUUCUUCAACGGAAACAAGUCUCUUGUCAGUUCGUCCUCCAUUGGUGGCGGAGGUCCAAGUUCACCGUCGGCAAAAGUGGCCCCGGCUCCCUUUGAACUGCAGAGCAAGCCCAUGUCACCCACCUUUCUGGACAACAGUGGACGAGGACAGAGACGGGGCGGCCUUUCGGUCGACUCUAUCUCAGACCUGGUGGACAGCCAGUCCCGCCUGCUGGAGGCGCUGCAGCUCUCUCACCCGGCUGAAUUGGACAUAAAGAAGACAAAUGGAUCAGGGACAAGAACCCAGACCAAGCUCAGCCUCAACCCCAUCUACAGACAGGUGCCUCGUGUGGUGGAGCGGUGCUGCGCUCACAUCGAGACGCACGGUCUUCAGACUGUUGGCAUCUUCAGAGUUGGCAGCUCAAAGAAAAGAGUGAGACAGCUGCGUGAGGACUUUGACGUGGGCGUGGACGUCCAGCUGGACGAGGAGCACAGUGUCCAUGAUGUAGCCGCGCUGCUGAAAGAGUUCCUCAGGGACAUGCCUGACCCGCUGCUGCCCAGAGAGCUGUACCCCGCUUUUCUACACGCCAACCUGCUGAGAGGAGCCGAGCAGUUCCAGUACCUGCAGCACCUCCUCUACCUGCUGCCCCCCUGUAACUGUGACACGCUGCUGCGCCUCCUCACUCUCUUACACACCGUGCAGAGCUUCGCCCAGGACGGUGUCGGGCCCAACGAAGAGGAGAUAACAGGCAACAAGAUGACCGCUGCUAACCUGGCUGUCAUUUUUGGACCAAACCUGCUGCAGCGAGAACGAGGCGGCGACUUGAGUCCUCAGGCGAUGGGAAUCGAGGACAGCACAGCCAUCAUCAGCGUCACCCUGGUGCUGAUCCAGAACUACCGGAGGCUUUUCAUGGUUUCUGCGGAGCUACAGCAGGAGGUUCUGAUGAGUCUGAUCCAGACUGACCCAGACAUCAUUGACUAUCUUCUCCGCAGAAAACUCAGUGGCAGUCAUCUGACAGUGGAGGGCACCGGUGAGUCCGGGAGACGACGGGACACAGGAGCAUCUUUGGACUCGGUGGGGGCCUCCAGUGGAAGUCUGUCUCCCCUGGAGGCCCCAACACCUCUGUUCCCACCUGACGGCAGCGGCAGGGAGAGCAGCUUGACCACAGAGGUUUUCCUCAAUGUACUCAAACUCAACCAGAACAGAAAGCGGCAGGAGGCCCGAAACGGUGACACCCCAGCAGGUAAAUCCAUCCGCCACAUGCGGCAGUUCCACUCCCACCACAACCUGCUCAGCCUGACCCACCACUCCAGCUCAUCCUCGCGACAACACAGUUGCGACCAGGAGGCUCAGGAGCACCGGAGUCCGCUGAGCACAGCACUGAGCUUUAGCUUUGGAGUCGGCAGCUGCUCCAACCUCAGCGGCUCCACCGACAGCAGCAGCAGCUGCGUGUGGGUGAGGCAGAGUCCACAGGAGGAGAGCAAGGCCUCCUCUAACUUCUGGGACUUCUUCACCGGGAAAGGCUCUGGAUCUGAGACCAUGGUAUGAUGGGGACCAGGAAUGAGGAGCCAGUGUGUUACACUUGCAACAUCUGUUAAUAUUUCUUCACCCUCACCCUUGAAAAUACUCUUUUCCAUGGCCACCAAACACUGUGAUCAUCAUAGAUCACAGGCACAAGGAGACGUUUUAAAACCAGCACCUCCAGCCAGGUCUGCUGGGAGGUAAAAUAAACAGAAAUUGUGUAGUGUAAUGCCAAAAACAUUUUUCACUCAACACAAUUCAUGUAAAAUUCAAAUUGACAAGUUGAACGACAAAUUUCAUAAUACCAAUAUAGUUCUGAGAAAUACAAUCUUUCUGUCUCAAAAAGAGUGUGUCAAUUAAUCCAGUGAGCAACAGUACUUUCUAGUGCGCGUCAUCAGUCUGUUUUUCAAGUUGCUUUGAUCAAGUACAUCAUAUCACAGGUUGCAUAUUUAAUAUUCAUUCUUUCGGGUUAGAGGGCAGUUAUGACUUGAGAUGCAUGUGUGUGUGUGUGGAUGCCAGCAGGGUUUUAAAAGUAAAAAACAUGUAGAUGAGGUAAACAUUUUUAAAAAGUUUUUUUACAGGAAGAUGUGUACAAUAUUAUUUUGGAUGGACUGAUACUUGUCAUGUAAGUAUGUGAGCAUCUACUCUUGUCGCGGACACAGCCAUUUUGCUCCUUCAGCCAUGCAGUUUGCUCAGAAUGCCUUUAGUUACCUAAAUAUGAGUCUGUAAAAUCUUCCGGCUCGUGUUUGUUGUCUGAAUAAAGAUGCUAA